Messenger RNA from Hansenula ciferrii, 1476 nucleotides. RefSeq names its product MAP kinase kinase MKK1/SSP32. Gene Ontology annotation, biological process: protein phosphorylation. NCBI's taxonomy places the organism in Eukaryota, Fungi, Ascomycota, Saccharomycetes, Phaffomycetales, Wickerhamomycetaceae. The record is from RefSeq and is a predicted model, not a curated record. The coding region runs from base 1 to 1476 and encodes 491 amino acids. Gene Ontology annotation, molecular function: ATP binding; protein kinase activity. The transcript has a single exon.
AUGUCAGCACCUCCAUUAUUACGUCCUCCUGGAAGUAAGAACUCCAAAUCUCCAAUGUUUAAACUACCCACAUUAUCAAUAAAUAAUGCACCACCAAAACUGACUAUUGAUACAACAUCAAAUGAUCCAUCAUUUAACCCAAAUAAUGUUCCAAAUAAUGGAUUUGAAAAUAAUUCAUCUGCAUCGUCAUUAUUAUCAACAACUAAUAGAUUAUCAACUUUAGAUAUAACGGAAAAUCAUUCCACUGCUACACCAUCAACAACUACAUCAGAAGUUAGUACUGGAGUUUUCAGUGCUGAUAUUAUAAAAGAAAUUGAUUCAACUUCAAGACAUUCACAUAAACAAUCGGAUUCUCAAUCUUCAAUUUCUUCAAUGGGUAUACCAAUAAAUUAUAAAGAUUCAUUAUCAACAGCAUCAACCACAACAUCAUCAACCACAAAUGCACCAUCAUCAUCAAUAGUACCAACACCAAAUACUCAUACUCAUGAAUCUAAUGAUCUUGGUGAAUCAACAUUAACUCAAAGUCAAUUAGAAUCAAUAUCAUCAUAUAAAGAUGUUAAUGAUCUUGAUGAAGAAGAAUGGAAAAUUGUUAGUAAAAAAGGUGAAAUUAUUGAAUUAGGUGUAUUAGGUGAAGGUGCAGGUGGUAGUGUUAGUCGAUGUAAAUUAAAGAAUGGUUCUACAAUAUUUGCAUUAAAAUAUAUUAUAACUGAUCCAAAUCCUGAAACUCAAAAACAAAUCUUGAGAGAAUUACAAUUUAAUAAAAGUUGUAAAAGUCCUUAUAUUGUUAAAUAUUAUGGUAUGUUUUUAAAAGAAGAAAUUGCAUCUAUAUGUAUUGCAAUGGAAUAUAUGGGUGGUAGAUCAUUAGAUUCCAUAUAUAAAAAAGUUCGUGAACGUGGUGGUCGUAUUGGUGAAAAAGUUUUGGGUAAAAUUGCAGAAAGUGUAUUAAAAGGAUUAUCAUAUUUACAUGAACAUCGUAUUAUACAUAGAGAUAUUAAACCACAAAAUAUUUUAUUAGAUUCAGAUGGCAAUAUUAAAUUAUGUGAUUUUGGUGUUAGUGGAGAAGUUGUUAAUUCAUUAGCUACUACAUUUACUGGAACAAGUUAUUAUAUGGCACCUGAACGUAUCCAGGGGCAUCCAUAUUCUGUAACAAGUGAUAUUUGGUCAUUAGGUUUGACAUUAUUAGAAGUUGCAAUGGGUAAAUUUCCUAUUGAAUUAGAAAAUGGUAGUGAUGAUUUUGCAAAUGUUUCACCAAUUGAAGUUUUAACUUUAAUUAUGACAUUUACACCAAAAUUAAAUGAUGAAUUAGAUAUUAAAUGGUCUGAAGCAUUUAGAUCAUUUAUAAAUUAUUCAUUAAGGAAAAAUUCAAAUGAAAGACCAAGUCCAAGACAAAUGUUAUCACAUCCUUGGGUUUUAGGACAAAGUAAAAAAACUGUUAAUAUGGGGAAAUUUGUUAAACAAUGUUGGGAUGAUAUUUAA